GUUCCUCCCCUCCAACCGCGGGUCUUUCAGAGGGCGGGGAUAAAAGGGGGGGGCGGUAUUGUCGCCAUAGCAACAAAUCUCUUCUACCAGCCCUUGGGCAAAAAUCAAUCUAUGUUGCGGUAUAGAAAAGGAAACAACGCACGCAGCCUUCAGCAGUGGUGAGAAAUGAGUUGAUUAAUUCGUCUGUGGCCUUACACCGCCAGCUUUAUCUCCCUACAUCUCUACAUUUCCCCCAAUAAGGGGAGUACUGAGGAAGAUAAAAUGGGCCCCGUGAUUCUUCCAGCCAAGGACCCCCAAGAAUCGGUGGCAUUUAAAGAUGUGGCCGUGGAGUUUACUCAGGAAGAGUGGAGGUGUCUGGACACAUCUCAGAAAGAGCUGUACCAUGAUGUGAUGAUGGAGAACUACAAGAACUUGGUCUGCCUGGGGCUUGUAUUGAAUAAGCCAGCUGUCAUCUCCCAGUUAGAGGGAAAGGAAGCACCUUGGAUGACAGAGAGGCAAGUCCAAAGAAACAGCUGCCCAGGUUGGGAGAUCAGACCUGUAAACAAGAAGCCCAUUAAAAAAUUGGGCAUUCUUGUGGAAGAAUCAUCUCAGGAAACACUCACAACUGUUUGUCCUUACAUCUCUAAUUUGGGAGAAUCUUGGGAAUAUGAAACCAAGUCACAGGGGGAGAAGAGUGAUGAGGAGAAAACUCAUCAAAGAAACAUCAUCCAAAGGAAAAUACAGAGUAAAUUGAGAAGCCAUGAAUAUAAUAAAUAUGGUCGAAUCUUUGCCGUAAGGUCAAUUCUUUUUCCACAACAGAGAGUCCUCAUAGAAAAGAAUCUUCCCCAAAGUGAUGCACAUAGAAAGGGAUUUAGACUCUAUUCAGAUCCAAGAAAAUAUAAUGAAAUUUGCUCAAAGAAGAAAUUUUCUAAGUAUAAUAUAAGAGGGAAAUAUUUCAGUUAUCAUUCAGACCUUAUUGAAUAUCACAGAACGCAUAGGGAAAAGAAACAUCAUGAACAUGGAAAAGCCACAUUAUGUAAAAAACAACUUACUCAACAACAGAGAAUUCAUGCUACACAGAAACCUUAUGCACAUAUUGAAUGUGGGAAAGCCUAUAACAGGAUACAACUUACUCAACAUUUCAAAAUUCUUGCUGGAGAGAAAUUUUAUAAACACAGAGAAUGUGGGAAAACUUUCCAACAGAGUAUACACUUCAAUUGCCAUCAGAAAAUUCAUACUAGAGAGAAACCUUGUACAUGUAAUCUAUAUUCUCCCAGCAAAAGAAUUCAUGCUGGAGAAAAACUUCAUGAGUAUAAUAUAUGUGGAAAGGCCCUUCACCAGAGCACCAAACUUAUUAGACCUCAAGAAAUUCAUAUUGUAGAGGAACAUGAUUCCAAUGAAUGUGGGAAGACUUUCAACCAAAAUUCACAUCUUACUCAACAUCUGAGGAUUCAUAAUGGAGGAAAACUUUAUAAAUGUGAUGAAUGUGGGAAGACUUUGAAUUAUAGUUCAUCCCUUAAAUCUCAUCUUAGAGCUCAUGUUGGAGAAAAACCUUACCGGUGUAUUGAAUGUAGCAAAGCCUUUGGUAAAAGGACACACCUUAUUCAACACUGGAGAAUUCAUACUGGAGAGAAACCUUAUGACUGCAAUGAAUGUGGAAAGGCAUUCCGUCAGAGCUCACAGCUUAUUCGACAUCAGAAAAUUCAUACAGGAGUAAAACCUUUUGAAUGUGAUAAAUGUGAGAAAGCCUUCCACCAAAGAUCACAGCUUACUUACCAUCAGAGAAUUCAUACUGGAGAAAAACCUUAUGAAUGUGAUGAAUGUGGUAAGGCCUUCUGUCAAAGCACUGAACUUACCCAACAUCAUAGAAUUCAUACUAGUGAGAAACCUUUCGAAUGUCAUGAAUGUGGUAUGGCCUUUCGCCUGAGUACUGGACUUACUCGCCAUCAGAAAAUCCAUACAGGAGAGAAACCUUAUGAAUGUAGUGAAUGUAGGAAGGCCUUCUGUCAGAAAGCAGAACUUACCAUACAUUACAGAAUUCAUACAGGAGAGAAACCCUAUGUGUGUAAUGAGUGUGGAAAGGCCUUCCACCAGAGCUCACAAUUAACUCGACAUCAAAAAAUUCAUACAGGAGAGAAACCUUAUAAAUGUAAUGAAUGUGGAAAAGCCUUCCGCCAGAGCUCAGAGCUUACACGACAUCAGAAAAUUCAUACAGGAGAGAAACCUUUUGAAUGUGAAGAAUGUGGGAGAGCCUUCUGCAGAAGAUCUCAGCUUACUUACCAUGAGAGAAUUCAUACUGGAGAAAAACCUUAUGAAUGUGAUGAAUGUGGGAAAGCCUUCUGUCAGAGUACAGAACUUACCCAACAUCAUAGAAUUCAUACUAGUGAGAAACCUUUCAAAUGUCACGAGUGUGGUAUGGCUUUUCACCUCAGUGCUGUACUUACUCGCCAUCAGAAAAUCCAUACAGGAGAGAAACCUUAUAAAUGCAGUGAAUGUGGGAAGGCCUUCUGUCAGAGAGCAGAACUUACUGUACAUCAUAGAAUUCACACAGGAGAGAAACCUUAUGUAUGCAAUGAAUGUGGAAUGUCCUUUAGACAGAGCUCACAACUGACUCCACAUCUCAGAAUUCAUACUGGAGAGAGACCUUAUAAAUGUAAUGAAUGUGGAAAGGCCUUCAAUCGCAAUUCAUCCCUUGUUUCCCAUCACAGAAUUCACACUGGAGAGAAACCUUAUGAAUGUAAUAAAUGUGGGAAGACGUUUCGCCAGAGUACAGGACUUACUCGACAUCAAAGACGUCAUAUUGCAGAUAAAUCUUAUGGAUGUAAUGAUUAAAAGAAGGCUUUCCUGGAAAGUAAACAUCUUACUUAACAUUAGUUUGCAGUGAAAUGGAGACUUAUGAAUGUGCCCUUUUUUGUUUCCAUUAAAAAAAUGUAAUGCUACAUUUUGACAAAAGACACUUCCCAACAAAUAUCCUCUAGGGAGGUUUUGCUUGUUAACAGAAAGGAUUAAUGUUUAAUUUACCUUUGAUAGUAUAGUAGUGACAUCAAUCAUUGUAUUUGACCAGAGUUUUGUUGCCUCAUAAUGCUGACUUCAUUAACAUUAUUACAAUCAUUGUGUAUGCUAAGUUUGGCUCAGUUUUCAUUACUUUGCAAUGUUUCAUAUAAGUCUUUCCCCGUGGUGCUAUGAAUUUUUAUUAUCCUUCAUUCCUUAUAGCCCAGUAAUAUGAAAUUACAUUCAUACCACACAGGUUGAGCUAUUUCUUUGAUUGUUGGGCAGACUUUGUUUCCAGAUUUUUGUUACAUAUAGCGGUAUUAUGAAUAUUCUUUGAGUAUACGGGUCUUGUUGUUAUUAAUAACUUAUUUGAGGUAUAGUACCAGGAAUAGAAUUUGGGGUCAGAGGG
Messenger RNA from Phascolarctos cinereus (koala), 3379 nucleotides. RefSeq lists its product as uncharacterized. Gene Ontology annotation, cellular component: nucleus. The record is from RefSeq and is a predicted model, not a curated record. Gene Ontology annotation, biological process: regulation of transcription by RNA polymerase II. Gene Ontology annotation, molecular function: RNA polymerase II cis-regulatory region sequence-specific DNA binding; DNA-binding transcription activator activity, RNA polymerase II-specific. Lineage: Eukaryota; Metazoa; Chordata; Mammalia; Diprotodontia; Phascolarctidae.